UGUAUUGACUUGUCUUUAAAUAUAGCUAGGAGUCUGUUAUGGUGACUGAUUUGAUGGACAUUGAUGCAUUGGGAGUUUGGUCUGCAGGUAAAGCAGCUGAGAACCACUUAUACCUACUUCAUAAGUGCCAGAUUGCAGAAGUCUCAGACAUUUAAGCACCUCCCCUAGUCAUAUAGAUAGAAAGCACUUACAUGCUGAAAUCAGAUAUGCUUCUUAAUGAUUAAUGGUAUGCAUACUGUAGAGUCCAUUAUUUUCUGUAAUAUUGAUGUCUGGUUGCCAGAGAGAUUGUUGAGACUUAUGUUAUGCAUCGUUUAGUUCAAUCUUUAGGGAAAUUGAUGGAGGACACAAAUACAGCUUGAGUUUAUUAUAAUCUAAAGUAAUGACCAAAUGUUGCUUAAGCUUGUCUAUAAUAGAAGACACAGCGCCAUUCAUUCAAAGAAUUGCUGUGUCAUUGCCAUACAUUCCACUUUACCCACGUUUUCAUUGCUGAGAUCUUCUGUGCAUUUUCAAACUUUCUCUAUGCAGAUAAAGCACCAUUUUGCUGAUAUGACAUUUCAUUUAGGCCUAUAUAAGUUAAUAGCAUGUGGCAAGGAAAAAAACAGGAAGAGGUGUAAUUUAAAAAUGCAAUAAUUAGCACAUUUUAAAAUAAUCUUAAGGCAAGGACAAACACAAACAAACAGCAGUGGCAUGAUCUAAUCUAAUGGUUACAGGCUACUUUAAAUUGUAUUAUUGAAUGUGUGAGGCCUCCUCCAAUGGGACAGUCUAAAGCACAACUGCAUCAGAGCUGCUGCUGAUUCUGAAGUCAGUCUUUCGUGCUGCAGUUCACUGUACAGGACAGGGGAGCGUUUGGAUUUCGUCUUCGCACACAGCCAUGGAUCUUACAAACGAUAAAUUUUCUUCCACCCGGAAGUGUCUUUUGGUAACACUACUAUUCCUUUUUUCAUUUCAACUGGUUCGAUCAAAGCGCAUAAUAAAAUGUCCUUCAGGAUGCACUUGCACGACAGAUUCAGUCAUUUGUGUUGGUUCUUCUGUCAUCCCCCGGACCAUACCGAGUGACAUCAACUCUCUGAGUAUUGUUAAUUGCAGUUUCCCAGACAUCAAGGAGGCUAUGUUUUCGCUCAUGCCCUCACUGCAGUUAAUUCUCCUGAGUUCUAAUUCAUUUUCUGAAAUAAAGGAGGAUGCAUUCUCAGGGCUUCCUCAUCUUGAGUAUUUAUUUAUUGAGGGCAACAAAAUUGAAGAGAUAAACCAAUAUGCCUUCAGAGGACUUCGGGAUGUUACACAUCUAUCAUUAGCAAACAACAAUAUAAAAACAUUGCCCAGAGGUCUUUUUUCUGAUCUGCGCUCUUUGAUUGAACUAGACCUGCGAGGGAACAUGUUCCAAUGCGACUGUGAGUCCAUGUGGCUGAUGCUGUGGUUGAAGCGAUCCAAUGCCACAAUCUCAGAUGUUUACUGCGCCAGUCCAUCUGCCAUGAAAGGUGUCCCAUUAAAGGAUGUCCCAGAAAAACACAGCAAGUGUGUCUCCACAGAUUUUGUUCAGCAUCAGAUAGUGAAUACUCAAUCCAUGUCAGCAGACAUCUUCUUUCACAAAGAUGAUAUAUAUGUUGCUAUAGCAGUUCCAAAUUCAGACAGCUGCAUAAUCAUGGAAUGGGAUCACAUUGAGACAAAUUUCAGGCCUUUUGAUGAAAUCACAGGACGGUCUGUUGUUGGGUGCAGGUCUGUUGUGAUCAAUGAUCAGGCACUUGUAAUCGUCUCCCAGCUCUUCGAUGGCUCCCUUGUCUACAAAUACGACCAAGCACAGAAUAAGUUCACCAAGUUUCAAGCAGUUGAAAUGCUUAAUGUGUCCAAGCCAAAUGACAUUGAAGUCUUCCAGAUUGGAGAUGACUGGUUCUUCCUUAUGGUGGACAGUUCCAAAGCUGGAAUGACAACUCUGUUUAAAUGGAACGAAACUGGUUUCUACCCAUAUCAGUUCCUUCAUGAGUGGUUUCGUGAUACCGAUGCAGAGUUUUUUUAUUUAGAUGGGAAAUCUCUUCUCAUACUAGUGAGCCGCUCCCAGGUUCCUGUCAUCUACCAAUGGAACAAGGGCACCCAAAAGUUUGUUCUACACGAUGAGAUAGCAAAUAUGGACGACAUUGUCAGCGUGAAGGCCUUUAGGAUUAAGGACGUUCUCUACCUUGCCCUCGCCUGCUACAUCGGUGACUCAAAAGUCAUGAAGUGGACCGGCAAACACUUUGAAGAAGUGCAGGGCUUCCCUUCACGUGGCGCCAUGGUAUUGCAGCCCAUCAAGUUCAAAGACCAGCACUAUUUGAUUCUGAGCAGUGAUUAUUCUUUCUCCCAGAUCUUCAGAUGGGAUGAGGAGGAUCAGAGUUUUAUCAAGUUCAGGGAUGUGUAUGUUCAAUGGCCACGCUCAUUUACCGCGCUGUCAACAGACCAGCGUGAUUUUGUGCUGGCCACCAGUUUCAAAGGCAAAACCAAGGUUUUUGAACAUAUUGCAGUGGAUUAUAGCAAAUGAUGCAUGUGCUGUUAUUUGUUCCAUCUGGUCAGAUGCUAAAACUCAAUUCCUCAAUAUAUGCAUACAUUUAACCUUGAUAUUUAUGAAUGUAAUGUUUUGUCAACAAAAAGGCUGAAACACAGUGCACAUCUCUAUUCUCUAGUCUUGCGAAAGCUAUUUAUGCAACAUUUUUCUAUUAAAGUUUGAAUAAAUGACACACUGCAGCUUAAUUUAUUCAGAUGUUGAAAAUACCUGAAUGUUCGAUCGUAUCAGGGCUCUUUUAAAUAAUUUAAUUGUGAAAUAUUAGGUUCACCAAAGGUAGGGACUCAGACUUCAAUUCAAAAGACUGUGAACUAUUAGCUAGGUUUGACUGUAUGCAAGCAUGUUUUUGGUGCGGACUAGUGCUAUUAAUCAGUAGAGACCCUCAAUGUUAUUGCCUUUGGCGAAUGAAAGCCUUAAUUUAUUUAUUUAUUUAUUUUACAGAAUCUUUUUGUCAGUUUUAUAACUGUAUCUGGCUGAGCAAUAAUAUACUGAAUGUAGAUUUGAAAUAUGUUAAUGAUAAUAAACAGCAUCUUCUAUUGAUUUGCUCAA
This is a messenger RNA of Pimephales promelas (fathead minnow), 3079 nucleotides long. RefSeq names its product leucine-rich repeat LGI family, member 2b (gene lgi2b). Lineage: Eukaryota; Metazoa; Chordata; Actinopteri; Cypriniformes; Leuciscidae. Gene Ontology annotation, molecular function: protein binding. The record is from RefSeq and is a predicted model, not a curated record. Gene Ontology annotation, biological process: inhibitory synapse assembly.